Funneliformis geosporum is the source of this 254-nucleotide messenger RNA. Lineage: Eukaryota; Fungi; Glomeromycota; Glomeromycetes; Glomerales; Glomeraceae. The record is from the annotation of a GenBank genome assembly.
AAACUGUGGUUGUUACUUUUCAAUCAGUCAUUGCAGAUACUUCUAAGAAAGAAAUUCUCACAAUAGAUUCAGAAGUGAUACAUGAUAUAAAACCCAGACAAAAACAAAAGGAAGAAAUUACCAAUACUCCUCCCAACAUCUGCCCGGAGAUAAAUAGAAAUCUAGAGGCAGAAAGAUCGAAAAAAGAAAAUUCUUCUGAUAGCUUACUAGGGGUAUUCCAAAGGGAUCAAUCACAUCCUAUCGAUCAAGAAUAA